Molecule: messenger RNA, 2684 nt
Organism: Numida meleagris (helmeted guineafowl)
Lineage: Eukaryota; Metazoa; Chordata; Aves; Galliformes; Numididae
Gene: SLC38A8
Product: solute carrier family 38 member 8
Exons: 10
Coding region: 1-1200 (399 amino acids)
Biological process (GO): amino acid transmembrane transport
Molecular function (GO): amino acid transmembrane transporter activity
Source: RefSeq, a predicted model, not a curated record
AUGCUCAAGUCUGCGCUGGGCGCCGGGCUGCUCAGCUUCCCCUGGGCAUUCAGCAAGGCUGGGGGUGCCAUGCCUGCCAUCCUGGUGGAGCUGCUACAACUUGUAGCUAAGCUAAAGCACUAUUUUGUUGUUGAUCCCCUGCGGGCCGGGUGCUCCCGCUGUGUCCCGCAGGGCUCGCUGGUGUUCCUGGUGAGUGGGCUGGUGGUGCUGGGCUACGCGGCGGCGCUCAGCGCCCAGCCCACCUACCAAGGCGUGGUGCGGGCGGUGUGCGGCCCGGUGGCGGGGAGACUCUGCGAGCUCUGCUUCCUCCUCAACCUCUUCAUGAUCGCUGUGGCCCUGCUGCGGGUGGUGGGCGACCAGCUGGAGAAAUUGUGCGACUCGCUGUACCCGCCCGGCGCACUGAGCGACAGCGCCCCCUGGUACGUGGAUCAGCGCUUCACCCUCCCGGCGCUCUGCGGCCUGGUCAUCUUCCCACUGUCUGUGCCCAGGGAGAUCGGCUUCCAGAAGUACUCCAGCAUCCUGGGCACGCUGGCCGCCUGCUACCUCACGCUGGUCAUUGUCCUCAAGUACCACCUGCAGGGUGGGAGUCUGGGACUCCCGCAGGCCGCCCGGUCCCCCAGGGCCUCCUCCUGGGCCUCCAUGUUCAGUGUCAUCCCCACCAUCUGCUUCGGGUUCCAGUGCCAUGAGGCUUGUGUGGCCAUCUACAGCAGCAUGCGCAACCAGAGCUUCUCCCACUGGGUGGCUGUCUCCGUGCUCUCCAUGCUCAUCUGCCUCCUCAUCUACUCCCUCACCGGGCUCUAUGGCUACCUGACCUUCGGUGAGGAUGUAGCCCCUGACAUCUUGAUGUCCUACCCUGGGAACGACCCUGUUGUCAUUGUUGCCCGCCUGCUCUUUGGCAUCUCCAUCAUCACCAUCUACCCCAUUGUGGUGCUGCUGGGACGGUCGGUGGUGCAGGACUUGUGGGCACACCCCAAGCUCCGGGCCAUGCUAGUGUCUGAGGGGCACGAGCGGCAGAGCCGGGUGGCACUGACCAUCUCAUGGAUGGCCGCCACGCUUGCCAUUGCCUUGUUUGUCCCUGACAUCGGCAAGGUCAUCGAGCUCAUCGGCGGCAUCAGCGCUUUUUUCAUCUUCAUCUUCCCAGGCAGGCAAGGGGAGGGGGAGGGAUGGGGGGCUGCGGGGCCCUUUUGGCCAUGUUCUUGAGGGCUCUGUACCCACGAAGUUGGAGCUGAGCUCCUGUGCUGGUGGCAGGGCUGUGCCUGGUGUGCAUGACGGGGACACAAGCCAUUGGGGAGCCCAAAAAGUGAGUGCAGGCUUGGGGGUGGGACAGGGCACAGGGUCCCCCUGGUUGAUGGUUGAGGCAUGGGGUCCCCAUGGGAAUAUGCGCGAUGGGGUCGGAACCCCAUGGGGAGGGAGGGUAGGGGAUUUGGGUCAGCACUUAAUGUGGAACUGUGGCUGUGGUGGAUUGGAGGUGCUGGUGUGGGGGCAUCGCCCAAGUAUAGGGCAUUGGGGGUGUGCUCAGGCAUGAGGGAUGUGCAUGGGCUUUGGGGAUGUGCCUGGGUGUCAGGGAUGCCAGCGUACCAGGGAUAUGCCCAGGCCUUGGAGAGGUGCCCACACAGUGGAGGUGUGCUCAGGCAUCAGGGCUGCAUCCAGGCAUCAGAGAUGUGUCUGGAUACCAAAAAUGUGUCUGGGUACCAGGGACUUGCCCACACACUGGGGAGGUGCCUGGUUAUCAGGGAUGUGUCCAUACAUCAGGGAUGUGUCAAGGUUUUGGGGAUGUGCCCAGGUUAUGAGGGGAUGUCCCAUGUACCAGGGAUGUGCCUGCAUGGGUGACUGGAAGGGAAGGAGGGCCCAUGGGGCUGGGACCCCACAGCCCUGGGGUUUGGGCUGGAGAUGCUGGGGGGCGGAAGGGCUUCGUGCUUAGUGAAGGGUUGCCCUUGGGUGCUCGCUGGGCACUGCAUCCCCACUGCUGUGCCUGGGUAGUGUCUGGGGCCGUUUGGGGAGGUGACUCCCCCCCCCGUUCUUUGCUCCUCUCCCACCUGGCGCUGGUGACCCCAUGAUGGAGGGAGCAGCAGCACAGCCUGGGGGGGCUGGAGCAGCACGGGACCCUGCGGAAACCUACAGCUGAAGCAGGGGCUGUGUCCCACCGCCCUUGUAUCCCUGCAGGGCUGUGCUCAUCACCUGGGGUGUCUUCUCAGUGCUGGGGGGCACCUUCGUGUGCGGGCAGAGUGCUGCUCUGGCCGUGAUGGGGCUGUUGCGUUGAGAGGAUGUCUACCCCCGCGUCCUCCCACGUCCCCCACCGCCCAGACACAGCCACACUGCAGCUGUCUUCCAUCACGGUUUAUUCAGUAUCAUCAAUUCUGUUGUUCUAUUGUUAAUAAACGCUUGGGUAGAGGGGGGGGACACCUUGUGAGGCCCUCUCAUCCCCCCAUGGGGCUGGGCAGGAUGGGAUAGGGUGUGCACAGACAGACAGACAGACUGGCACACAUGGACUUACAGACCCUGGGGCUGGGGGAGCAGCCAUCCCUGGGCCUGUGAGGCACCCGGUGCCACCCCACUGGGGCCCCAUGUCCCCCACAGCUCUCCACCCCUCCUCCCUCCCCUGUGCUGGGUCUACCCAUCAGAGACCCCCAUACCUACCUCCUGCACACCGAGGGGUCUGCUCCCACCAUAUCCACCUCAUCACC